This is a messenger RNA of Stylophora pistillata, 1185 nucleotides long. RefSeq lists its product as uncharacterized. The record is from RefSeq and is a predicted model, not a curated record. Gene Ontology annotation, molecular function: zinc ion binding; nucleic acid binding. Gene Ontology annotation, biological process: DNA integration. Lineage: Eukaryota; Metazoa; Cnidaria; Anthozoa; Scleractinia; Pocilloporidae.
AUGAAAUGUAAAAGAGUGGGGCAUUUUGCCAAAGUUUGCAAAACGAAGGAAGACGAUGCUAAUAGACCCAGGAAAGGAAAUAUACGCCAAGUCACCAAAGAUGAUGAUUUCGCCUUCACCUUACAGUCUAAUGGAAGAGAUAUUCCCACCGUAGACAUUGAGCUAGGAGGUGUUCGACUGGAAGGAGUUCUAGACGACUCUGGCUUCACUUGCAAUGUUAUUGACAGAGCGACAUGGGAGACGUUUAAGGAGAUGAAAGUGAAAUGUGUUUCAAGAAAAUCCAACAGAAAGCUGUACUCUUAUCGACCCAAUGAGCCACUUGCUACUGCUGGUGAGUUUGAAACUGAACUUUGUUAUAAGGAUAAACGUUGCCAUGUUUGUUUUAUUGUUGUGGAGGAGAAAGCAAGGGCAAUACAUAGCAGGGAGACCUCAGAGGAGCUGGCAAUACUGAAACUUGAAAUUAAUGCCAUGGAAGAAGAAAACCUACUUAGGAAUUUUCCUGAGUGUUUUGAGGGAGUAGGAAAACUUAAGGGUUUCCAAGCAAAGCUCCACGUUGACAUCUCAAUUAAAUCUGUUGCACAGAAGUUGAGACCCCCACCUUGUGGGCUAAGGGACAAAAUAGAACAGAAACUCAAGGAACUAGUGAACUGUGAAAUUAUCGAACCAGUUGAAGGCCCCACUCCAUGGGUAAGCCCGGUCGUGGUGGCUCCCAAACCCUCGGGGGACAUCAGACUCUGCGUAGACAUGAUAAAAGCCAAUGAGGCUAUCGUAAGGGAACAUCAUCCCAUUCCCACAGUUGAUGACAUACUCUAUCAACUGAAUGGAAGCAAAGUGUUCAGCAAACUAGACCUAAAAUGGGGAUUUCAUCAGAUUGAAUUGGAACAACAAUCGAGAGUUAUUACCACAUUCGUUACUCACAAGGGGUUGUAUAGGUAUAAACGCUUGAUGUUCGGAAUCAGUUCUGCCCCAGAGCUUUAUCAGCACACCACUCAACAAGUACUGGCUGGAUGUGAGGGUGCCUACAAUAUCCACGUUGAUAUAAUUAUCCAUGGUCGGAAGGUUGAAGAACAUGAGAGCAGGUUGCAAAAGACCACUGAGUGUAUUAGUGACAAAGGACUGACCCUCAAUCCGAAAAAGUGUGUAUUUAGAAUGCCACAACUCACCUUCAUGGGAUACCUGCUAUGA